Messenger RNA from Anopheles coustani, 1230 nucleotides. RefSeq lists its product as uncharacterized. The record is from RefSeq and is a predicted model, not a curated record. The coding region runs from base 91 to 1044 and encodes 317 amino acids. Gene Ontology annotation, cellular component: transcription regulator complex; nucleus. NCBI's taxonomy places the organism in Eukaryota, Metazoa, Arthropoda, Insecta, Diptera, Culicidae. The transcript is spliced from 3 exons. Gene Ontology annotation, biological process: regulation of transcription by RNA polymerase II.
UGUGAUCACAAAUUACGUCUCGGAGUGGAAGUUUACUCAAUAGUUUAUUUAAUGUUCAAUUAAUACAGUUUUCGGUAGCUCUGUUCCAAAAUGCCGAAAGGUUAUAAUCUAACUAUCGAUCUAAUUAAUGGCUACAAAAAUCGGCCAUAUCUGUGGAACAAGUGUGACCCAAAAUAUAAAAAUAUCACUGCGAGACAGAAGGGAAUCGAAGAGUUGUUAGAAAUUUACUCGUUAUAUGACCCAAACGCAACGGUCGACCAUGUUAAAUGUAAACUGAAUAGCCUGCGCAAAUGCUACCGCAAGGAAAAAAAAAAAGUUGACGCCUCUUCAAAUAGCGACACAGGAGAGUUUCAUGUCCCAUCUUUGUGGUAUUAUGACCACAUAUCCUUUCUGGAUUCGUGUUCCAUUCCAUCAGCGACUGACAACACCGGAAACGAAAGUGAAGACAACGUUCAUGAGAAGGAAGGUCCGCAUGAAUCUGGAACAGUAACCACCAAAAAUUUCGAUGCUAGUUUAGAAGUUGUCAAGAGCGCGGAUAAACCUACGGUUGUAAAACUGACGGCAGUCACGCCACAACUUGAUACGACACCGCAGAACCAGUUGGAUAUCCUGAAUGACAACGUACAAAACUCACCACCGCGGAUGCAAACAUCUGUUCGUUUAAAACGAUUGGUUUCACCAAGUUCUGUGCAAGGCCCAUUACGAAUCGUACGUAAAGUUCCGCCACAGUUGGGACAAACAGUUACCACUACCACAAACCAGUCGUCUGUUAAAUCUUUUGUAAACUUGUUAGAGCAGGAACUGAAUGCACUUUCUGAAGAUUAUGCUACAAUGGCUCAGGUGGAAAUUUAUCGGAUUGUAGGAGAGUUCAAGUUGAAGGAUGUUAGCAGACGACAAGCAAGAAUCCAGGUACAAAAGCUACACGUGGAUAAACCACAGCCAGUGAGAAUACUCACUGUGCAAAAAAUUCAAGCCCAACCCGAUAUUCCAAUUGAGAUAACUCCGGAUUUACCGAUUGAGAUAAAAACCGAGCCUACAAGUUAAUAAUAAAUGCAUUUAUUAGAUUGGAGGUUUAAGAACAGAACAUUGACUUUAACUACCCAACACGCUGAUAAUAAGAUUAGCGGAUAAGUGCGGCCAUUAAAAGUAAUUCAGCAGAUCUUUUUUCCUCUAUGGGAUUCGAUGUAUUUUUUCUCAAAUAAAACAUUCAAAAUUAUUACAAAUACAUCC